AUGGCUACAACAUCUCCUAUCCUGGCUUUGGCCUGGGCAACAACACUGGCUCAGUUUACCGGAACUGAUGAGAUCAACUUUGGCCUGGCAACCUCAGAAAAUUAUUCGAUUAGCGCGUCGCUGCACUUUCAAUUCCCAUAUGAUAAGACCAUCCAAGAGGGCCUCGAAGUCAUCAAUCAAACCAUUCGUAAAACGACGGCAAACAGCGAAAAUGAUAGUCAACAGAGUUUGCUGGUCAUUAACGUCCAGGGAUCAGCCCCAGAUCAUUAUAGCGGUAGAUCCAAGCAAACCGUUGUGAUUUGUGACCUGACCUCGGAAGACCUCGCUAUUCAAGGGUGUGGUGAGAACACAUGGAAAUGCGAACAAAUGGUCCGUCAGAUGAGACAUGUUGUGAGCCUGAUUAAGCGGGCGCCCGGCAACACUCCGGUAGCCGCUAUAACGUCGAACAUUCAUUAUGACGAUCUGAAUCAAAUCCAAAGAUGGAACGGCAACGAACUCGCUCGUCACGACGCAUGUAUACAUGAGCGGAUCACGGAACAAUGCAGGCUUCGCAAAGAUGAGAUAGCAAUAUGUGCCUGGGACGGCACUUUCACCUAUAAGGAACUCGACGAGCUUAGCUCACGGUUUGCUGCCCUUCUACAGGCUAGAGGAGUGCAGCCCGAGGUCUUUGUACCUUUAUAUUUCACCAAAUCCCGCUGGACGACAAUGGCGAUGUUGGCAGUGCUAAAGGCUGGCGGCGCCUUCGUAUUGCUGGACCCAUCCCAUCCUCCAAGUCGUCUACGAGAUAUGUGUCGAGAUGUGGGCGCGAAACUGAUUGUCUCCUCCCCUCGAGAUGUAGAUGGUGCACGAACCUUGAACUUACCUCUCCUUGAGAUUGGCCCCGGAAUUCUAACACCUGACGUUGAGCUGAAACCACCGACGAUACGGCCAGAUAAUGCGGCCUUCAUUUGCUUCACAUCUGGUUCGACGGGCAACCCCAAGGGCGCUGUCAUGGAGCAUGCCAUGUUUAGCACUGUGGUUAAGGCCUUUGAAUUUUCGUUAAGCUCGCAGUCACGCGUCUUUCAGUUUGCUGCAUAUGCCUUCGAUGCGGCUGUUCUUGAGAAUUUAGGCCCGUUGAUGCACGGGGGAUGCACUUGCAUACCCUCAGAGGCGGGUCGACGUGAUGAUAUUCCAGGAGCUUUUGCGGCGCUCCGGGCAAACUUCUUUUUUGUCACGCCAUCUGUUUUGCAGACAUUGUCCCCAGCAGAUAUGCCUGGAUUAGAGAUUUUACUCCUAGGUGGUGAGGCUACAACAAAGGCGCUUUUUGACCAAUGGGCGCAGUCAACCCGACUUUUCCAUGUAUACGGACCAACCGAAUGUACCGUGAUAAUCGCUGCCCAAGGCCCUCUAUCAGAGCCUUAUAACCACCGGGUCUUGGGACAAGGGCUGGGAGUCCACCUCUGGGUCGCUGAUACGCGGAGUCCUGAUCAACUGGCACCUGUUGGGGCCAUUGGAGAGCUGGUCAUUGAGGGGCCCCCUGUGAGCCGUGGAUAUAUAAACAGCACAGGAGCCAAAGCAGCGGCUUUCCUAAGCCCCGGCUUAUGGCCGGCAGUUUCGCCACAGCCCUACCGCGCUUAUCGAACAGGCGAUCUUGUCCAUUAUAUAGAUUCGGAUGGCUCUAUCGAGUUCAUCGGCCGCAAAGACACCCAGGUGAAAAUCCGUGGUCAGCGAGUGGAAAUGGGCGAUGUCGAACAUCAUCUUCGGCAACUGUACCCCAGCUCGCAUUGUGUGGUGGCUGAAGUGGCUACUCCUGCUGCAAGAAAAGGGGCACGCCCGGUCCUGAUUGCCUUCAUCAACGAACAUGAUAGGGGUUCGGUUCUGGAAGAAACAUCACUAAUAAUUCCUCAUUGCCCUCUUUUUCUUUCCAAUUGGCUGGAUCGAGUGCGUCCCAAAAUGCAGGCAUCUCUCCCUUCGUAUAUGGUCCCUACAUUAGCCCUUCCGAUUUCCCACAUGCCGCUUACUCUGACAGGGAAAACAGACCGCCGUCGCCUGCGAGCGAUCGUGGAGCAGCUCACAAUUACAGACCUUGAGUCGUACAGCACUAAAACAGCAGGAGAUGCCAAGCAACAGCCUAACUCUGAUACAGGACGUUCCAUCCAAAAAGCUGUUGGCGAAGUUCUUGGUCUUGAACUACAAUAUGUUGGUAUUGCGGAAAGUUUCAUCCAGCUUGGAGGUGAUUCUAUCACAGCGAUGAAGUUAGCAGUGCUCCUUCGACGGAGUCAUAUCGCCUUAUCUGUUGGCGAAAUCCUUCAACAUUCUGACCUUAAUAAGUUAACGGAACGUGCGGUCCAUUUUACAAACGGGGGUUUGAAUACUGAACCUAAGAGGGCGCCAUUUACCAUGUUUUCUGGUACACCGAUCGAGAUGGCAUCAAAACUAGAUGUUAGGGAGGCAGAUAUCCUUGACGUCCUUCCGGCCACAGAGCUGCAGCUUCUUAUGCUUCCCUAUCCUCCACAGUAUCAGAUUAUUCAUAUUCCUGGUCCAGUAGAUACUGCCAAACUGAAAGCUGUGUGCGAAAACGUGGUUUGCCGACAUGAAAUCCUCCGUACCGUAUUUAUCAAACACAGCAAUUCCUUAUUCCAGGUGAUUUUGCGAGAAGUGUCGGUCGCAUUUGAACAUUAUGAAUGCCCCGGAGAACUCAGUGGCCUUCAAACUCGCCUGCUCGAAGACGACACCAACAAACCCAUGCCAUGGAAUGUGCCUUCUACCCGUUUCUACCUCCUCUCCGAAAGUGACCGACAGCAUACGCUUAUUAUACGAUUAACUCACGCUGUAUAUGAUGCACAAUCAUUACCAAUUAUUCUGAAAGACGUUGCGGAUAUCUAUAAUGGACAGCCACUUUCCCCUCCUAAUCAUUUCUCACCUUGGGCUUAUGACUUUUUUGCCUCAGCAACUACUGAGACCUAUGGGUUCUGGAAGACUUUACUUGAAGGUUCCUCCAUGACCUACAUAGGAAAUCCACUGGCCGACAUGGAAGGACAAGAGGUCUUUGUUGACGUCACGCGCAGUUUUCCAGUUUUAGAGCCUCCCAAGGGAAUCACGCUCGCCACCUUGGUCAAAGCAGCGUGGUCACUGACUCUGUCCAAAUACGCUCAGAAGCGUGAUGUUGUAUUUGGUCAGGUUGUUCACGGUCGAGGCCAUGGAUUUCCAGGCGACGAAACAGUAGUUGGACUAUGCAUCAACAUGAUUCCAGUUCGUGCCAACCUGACUGAUAUUGAAAAUUGCGAGGAUUUGCUACACACCAUUCAAGAGCAGAAUGUAGACUCGAUAGCACAUGAUCGGGUCCAAUUCAAAGAUAUUAUCAACAGAUCCACCGAUUGGCCUCGGGAUACCGUUUUUGGCACAACACUUCUGCAUCAGGGUGGCGGGCCUCUCUGCGCACUGAAAUUUGGCAGUGUAUCUGCUUCUUUGAAUGAAUACUAUGCACCUCAGCCAACCAAGGAGCAGCGCGAAUUUGUUGUUCAAUCCACUUUCAACGAUCAAACGCAUACCUUACAAAUCUCGACUACAAACGCACAUUUAGAUGAGCCAUCCGCCAACUCCAUGAUUGAUACCCUGGUUUUUUAUGUUCAGGAACUCGUACGGAAUCCUCGAGCAAUAUCUUGUAGUUGA
Arthroderma uncinatum is the source of this 3651-nucleotide messenger RNA. RefSeq names its product nonribosomal peptide synthase. The record is from RefSeq and is a predicted model, not a curated record. Gene Ontology annotation, molecular function: catalytic activity; phosphopantetheine binding. Gene Ontology annotation, cellular component: cytoplasm. Lineage: Eukaryota; Fungi; Ascomycota; Eurotiomycetes; Onygenales; Arthrodermataceae. Gene Ontology annotation, biological process: amino acid activation for nonribosomal peptide biosynthetic process; secondary metabolite biosynthetic process. The coding region runs from base 1 to 3651 and encodes 1216 amino acids. The transcript has a single exon.